Molecule: messenger RNA, 2940 nt
Organism: Acaromyces ingoldii
Lineage: Eukaryota; Fungi; Basidiomycota; Exobasidiomycetes; Exobasidiales; Cryptobasidiaceae
Exons: 3
Coding region: 54-2690 (878 amino acids)
Biological process (GO): DNA recombination; mismatch repair; DNA double-strand break processing
Cellular component (GO): nucleus
Molecular function (GO): 5'-3' DNA exonuclease activity; 5'-flap endonuclease activity
Source: RefSeq, a predicted model, not a curated record
AGCGCCAGCUCGCCCACUUUAAACUAUCAAGUGUCUCUGGGGGCUCCUGCAGCAUGAUCACAGGCCUCGAAGAGUACCUUCGGGUGCACCAGCUCCUGCACACGCUCCCUCUGAGCUCCCUCAAAGAUACGAGGCUGGGCAUCGACCUCAACCUCUACCUCAAGACGUUGCUACAGUCGCCCUCAACGUCGGAACCAUUGGUGACUGCUCUUGGUGGCUCUCCGCUUGCGCUCAUCUCGCACAUCGAAAACGAUCUUCGGACACUCGAGCGGGCCCGUAUCAAGCCAGUCUUCGUCCUGGGGGGUCUCCAGCUCGCAAGGCGCACGCGUCCUUUCAGCUUUGAAGAUCCCAGAGUCGAGGAGCGCAGAAAAGCAUGGGAGAGCUAUGAGCAAAGCGAUACGGACGGGGCCCACGUUCACUUCAGCAGGAGUAACUCGACCCAGGUCGGCGACCUUGUCCGGGCGGUGCUCCGAGCAUUUCGACACCGGAACGUCGAGUUCCUGGUGGCCCCCUACCUCGCUGAAGGACAGCUCGUCUCACUCGAGCGGCAUUCAAAGUCGUACAUCCACUCCAUCUACAGCUCCUCGGACGUCUUCCUCUUUGAUCGCGUGGACAAGGUCAUCCUUUCCCUCGACCUGCAAGGAUCAACUAAUGCCCUACCAAACGGCUCUUCUAAUGGUGGAUCAUCGACGGGAUCAUUCACAUAUGCAUCAAAGGCGGAGAUCAUGGGACACCUAAGAUGCAACGAGGAGGAGUUUCUCGACAUGGGCCUUCUUCUUGGAUGGGAACACUGCCCUACCUUCCCUCCUCUCGUCGACGGUACCAUUCCCAACGCGAAUCCUCCCCUGACGCCACUUCCUCGGGUCGGACAUCAGGUUUCACUGUCUCCUGAGCCAUUACCAGAUCCGCGUCAGGCUCUCGACGUCGUCCGACAAUAUCGAUCCGGAUACACCGCCUGCACCGCGUUGGCAGACCAUGUUGUGUGUGCAAAGCUCGGUUACGUUGAUGCCUUCUGCCGAGCUCGGUGCAUGAUCAAAUUCUGCCUCGUCACCAGUGCAGAAGAGGGUCGCGUUCUGCCACUGCCCCGCUCGACGCCACCCCCGCCCUUUGUCGCUGGCGGCGUGUCGACUGCAUCAUCAACAGCUGCAGCACCUGCUGCCACGGUUGCCCCCGGUGUCAACGGCACCACGCCGCCAUCGAUCCCUAAUUCAUCGGCUACCUCGGGUGGCGCUCCAAUACUGACGAAUGCAGACGUACCGGUGGACUUGCACGAGAUCUUCAGUCACCGACUGCCUGACGAGGUCUUCCUCCAUCUCUCGCGCGGCCUGUUGGGCAGCGCUGUUCUCAACUGGCUCACAUCAGGGUCUAUCAUUGAGACAGCGCCACUUGACGAGGGCGACACCGAGGUAUGGAGGAACUUCAUGCGCAACGUCAUUACCGAAUCACCGCAAUCUCCUCGAUGCAUUGCCCUGGCCCUGAUGGGAAGCAGUCUCAAUGGCUUCUGGUCCUCUCGGAAAGUGUUUGCCUACUACCACUUCGAUCCGCCGAAUGGCGCCCCACACAACGUCCCUCACGACCAGCCAACAACCUUGAAUCUUAUCAAGCGCAUUGAUAACUGGAACGUUAGUGUUGCGUUUGUCGAGGAGGAGCUUCGACGACAGAACAGCAGCACUAUUGACAUAGCGCUGUGUCUUGGUGCAACGGGUCGCGGCGACCUGGCUGAGCGGACCAAGACGUCGCGACCUAAGAAGGUCACGCCCUCCAAUGCGGCAAAGGAGAAGGACGCAAAAACAUCAGCAGGCUCUGGAGCUGCUGGAGCGGGCGCUGGUGGCCCUGGAGGAGGUCUGGAGAAAAAAGACGAGGUGGUCGCAAAUGUCAUCUGGAGGAUGCUGGAGCUCCGCGGGUUCCUCAACCAUGACCAUCUCCACACUCCCUACGCACGGUCACUGCAUUUGGCCCUCAAAUCUGCUCGACUCAACGACAAAUUGCAGGAGCCGCUGUAUCUCGCUCUCGAGCUGAUCAGGGCUGGUAUCCUUCACGGCGAGGGCUAUUCGGGGCGUACAAAAUCUGGUGGCCCAACAUGGGGUGACCUCGACGCAGCAUCUGACUCCGAAGAGAAGGCAAUAAUCGUCGACUCACGGAGACACUUGCUCCUAAUCAUGCGCACGCUCUGCCUCCUCCCCCUUACUUACCGGCCCCUCGCAUGGAGUGCUCCCUUGUCACGCGAGCUCCUGCAGUUCAAUGCCUUCAGCCGAGCCCUGACACGAUCGCUCCGGACGCUGGUUGAAGCCAUCGCAUCCUCGAUGCUGCUGCGUGGAGACGCUAAGCGGGCUCGUGACGAUUAUCUCGACAUCAGUCUCAGCUUGCCGUUCCAGUCGGACAGCAGCACCGGUCUGGGCAUCGUGCUGAAGUGCUACCUCGAGGCGCUCCUUACUUUCAACGGCGGGCCCGUGAGCGUAGGACAUGAGGCCGACGAGGACGUCGUCGAAGCGAAAGAAGCCGUUGUCUCGAUGAUUGAGCAGACGUUCUCAAACAUCAAGGAUAUUCGAGGAGAGAUUGCGAGGGGUUUCCGCUUCUGGAAAGCCGUCGUAAAGGCGGUGGAAGUCCUCAGGGAUGAGAAGAGCGUGUCACUCGACAUCGUUGAUCAAUUCUUGAAGGCCGAUGCAUGGGUCACGCCGAUGGUAUUUUAGCUUCCUGUCCAUCUUCAAAUCUCAUCACCAUCAACAACAACAACAACAACAUUAUUAUCAUCAUCACAGCUGCGAUUAAAGGGCGGCAGAAAUGCUAUCGUCAUCGCACAUUCCGGAAGCCCAUGCUGAACCUCUUGCGGUCCUGUCCACUUCGACAUUAAAGAUUCGCCCGCAAGCGAGAGAUUAAAUUAGUCCCUGGUGACUGACGUUACAAUUACAGAGAAGGGGAGGAACCAAUCGGUGUUCAACG